AUGCAACGCUCACCUCCUAAUAAGCGUCACGAUUCUGAUCCAGAUUUAUCGAAUAUAAGCAUAAGAAAGCGAAAGAACGAUCAUGAUAUCACAGAAUCGUUCCAAACAUUUACGGAUACUAUAUUUAAAAAAAUGGAUAGCUGGAAAACAGAGUUUGAUAAAAAUCUUUCACAAAUAAACCACACAUUAAAUGAUAUAAUUAAAAAAGAUCUAACAAAAUUAAAAGAAGAUUCUAUGGAAUUGAAGACAGAGAUAAAAAAUGCUCGGAAGGAAUAUACAGAAGUAAAAGCAAGUGUCGCAGUACUCAGUGCACAACAAUCCGAAAUGCAAAAAGAUAUAAUCACACUUCAAAAAUCAGUGCAGUUUAACUCUGACUGGCAUGAUGAAACCACCAAAAAGAUUGAAGUCCUAUCUGAGCACACAAAGAAAACCGACAACCUCAAAUCGGAAAUUAAUAAUCUCAAACUACAAAAUCAACAAUUAAAUCGACAAAUGAACAUUAAUGAACAACGUGACCGACUGCUAAAUGUGGAACUUGUCGGCAUACCAGAAUCAAUCAACGAGGACCUAAAUGAUACCAUCUUCAAAAUAUGUAAACACAUCGGAGUUGCAAUCAAUAUAAAUGACAUUCUGCAGGUUAACAGAGUAUCUCCAAAAGUAAAAUUGCCAGGUCGAUCGAGGGUGAUUAUUGCCAAAAUGAAAUCAAGACUCCUGAAAGAUAACCUAAUAUCUCUAUCGCGUAAAAAUCGUCUAAGCACUGAGGACAUUGGGCUAGCAGGUGAAAGCAGACCAAUUUUUAUUAACGAGCACUUAACCUCUCACAAUAAGCAGCUCCUAAAAAAGUGCAAAGAUUUUGCUAAAUUGAAUCAGUACCAGUUCGUCUGGACAAAAAACGGAAGAAUUUUCGUACGAAGAAACGAUACAUCUCCUGGCCUACAAAUUUUCGACGAGGAGGAUCUCAAGAAAAUUAUCACCAAACAAUAG
Messenger RNA from Parnassius mnemosyne (clouded apollo), 984 nucleotides. The record is from the annotation of a GenBank genome assembly. NCBI's taxonomy places the organism in Eukaryota, Metazoa, Arthropoda, Insecta, Lepidoptera, Papilionidae.